AUACAUUCAAAUUUGGAUGAUGGUUAGUGAUAAUCUACAUCUAGCUGAGCUUGAAGUGUGGGGCACUCGAGACAAUGUCGCCAACGAACUGGUCAACCUUGCUGUGUUCAAGUCGGCAGACCAAAGCAGUACACGAGACGACACUUAUCUUCAGUUAGGAGCCGCUAAAGCCAUCGACGGUUUCCUAGAAGGACACUUGGACUUCGGAUCUGUCACGCACACCGACGAAGAUGAAUCUCCGUGGUGGAAGGUCGAUCUCGGCGCCAUGUACGAAAUCAACAGCGUUGUAUUAUGGAACCGCAUCGAGCACGAAGACAGACUGAAGUCACAAAACAUCGAGAUCAGUUUAUAUGACGACGAAGACCGUGAAGUGACAUUCAACAACAAAACCGAUUACAGAGUUACUGCACGGACCGUCGGAGCCAGAAUAUUUCAAGUGAACUUUACCAAACCACAAUGGGCUCAAUACGUCAAGGUCUCUCAGAAUAUCAAACAAUUUUUGAGUCUCGCCGAAGUGCAAGUGAUCGGUAGCGGUCCGACACUCGUUAACGUCGCCAUCCAAAAGCCCGCCACACAGAGCUCGACUCGCUACAGCGCCGACGCGUCGCGCGGUAACGACAACAAUAUCUACAACAGACUGGACGGACAUAGUGUGACACACACAGACAAAGACAUCAAAUCGCAUUGGAAAGUCGAUCUGCUGGUGCCGACGACCGUUCAUAAGGUUUAUCUCUGGAAUCGAGGUGACUGUUGUCAAGAUCGCUUGAGGCUCUUUACCGUCAUGUUCUUGGGUGUCGACGGUAAACAGGUACGCGACAACAUCGAAGAGAAUUCCAAUCACAAUCAAUUGACCUUCUUUUACGACAUCGACCCGCCGGCUAAAGGUGUGCGUUACGUGCAGAUCGAACAAGUCAACAGACAAUAUCUCUCUUUGACCGAAGUUCAAGUCAUUUCCGACGCUAAACCUGCUUUGGAAGUGAGACUUGCCGGUCAGACGGCGACGAGCAAGGGAGACGGAGCUAUCAGCGAGUGCGUGAUCGCAGCCGACGGCAACUACUCGGCGUACAGUUGUCAGAACGCCAACGUUUCGACCGUCGCCUUUCCCGUCUCCGAAAUCGCAAAGAAAGAUCAAUUCGACAGUCCGAUCGAGGAGACGCCGCUGAAAACGUACGACGUCGUUCUCGACAACAAACAAGGAACAGAAGAGCAAACGCUCGUUAAGACGUACACCGUCGCCAAAUCUGCAGCGAGCACUUGGAACGUGGAAGCUGGAGUGUCGGUCAGUGUACAGUACAGCAACACGGCGACGGUCAAAGUCGGCACGGUGUUCGAGCACUCGGUAAGCUUUGGUCUUACUUUAGGUUUUUCGUUUACAUUUGGAUACAGCAAGACGAGCACCGAGUCGGAAACCGAUUCUUUACAAAUCCGACUCGAGGCACCGGCCGGAGGGAACGCAUCCGCAACGUUUGUACAACAGUUGGUCCCGAGACGAGUGAGAUGGAAGGCGACGUUUGCGACGCGAGGCCACGUCGGCGUCAUGUUUCAAGAGGAGACCGUCAACGGCGUCGAUUUAGCGCGCGUACUGACAGAAGAACAGCGCAGCAUUUACGGAUUUGGCGUCAUCGACUAUGGGGAGCGUCCGGUCGUCAUAGCACGCGUUAGUUCGUAUAGACCGGCGGAAGGAAGAGAAGAUGAACACACAAUCAGACAGCCAGGGGAGAUGAGAGGCCCAAACUCUGUCGACAGUAAAACCUCCGACAAGAAAGACGAUGACUUGAAAAACGAUUAGUAAGUUCGUCGUAAAGUGCGUGAUGUGAAAGACGGAUGGACAAAAGUAUCUAGCAAUUAUACAGAUUGGUGGGUAGAUGAACGUUUGUUUGUGAUGAGUUCGUCGAUAAUUAGAAUUCUAGAAAGUCG
Molecule: messenger RNA, 1917 nt
Organism: Corticium candelabrum
Lineage: Eukaryota; Metazoa; Porifera; Homoscleromorpha; Homosclerophorida; Plakinidae
Exons: 3
Coding region: 17-1789 (590 amino acids)
Source: RefSeq, a predicted model, not a curated record